ACACGGACAAGGACUGAAUCAGAGCAUUCAAGAGAGAGAUAAUAGGAUCGGAAAGGUAUUUCCCGAGCGAAACCUGAACCCGUCUUGGCGGAAUCUUAGAAAAAGGGAAACGAAGGCCAAGGCUCAGCCUGGAAUUGAUGGCUUACAGGUUCAUUUCUUAUCCUUCCAAGACGAUUUGAUCGAUCGGUCGAUCGAUGGAAAUCCUCGACGCUCAUUUUCUCUCCAAUUUGUUUUAGUUUCAUGAACCAAUUUGGAGUAAAAGUUAGGGUUUGAAGCCCCCAUUUUGUGAUUUCAAUAGAUUGUUAAGAUUGCUACUGGAAAACAGAGUAGGACAUAGAUUGGUUGGUGGUGUUUGUCAUGCCAUUUUCGGGGUCCUCAUCUGUCCUGAGGAAAACAGAGGAUAACAAGUUAGGUGAUUUUAGGGUUAAGAAGAAACUUAAGAGGAUAGAAUCUAUUUCUGAGAAGGCAUAUAAUCUGAACCAUAGUGUGGCUGGAAGGGUGGACCCUAUUGAUCCUAGUAAUGCUGAAGAAAAUGAACUUGAGCUCAGGCGGAGCACUAGGGUCCGAAAGGCUCCUGUUCUACUUGAUUCGUCUCCUCAUCCUCCAAAGAAGCGAGCAAAAGUGGGCAAAAGGGGUGGGAUGAGUGGUGAGAGUAGAGAAGAGGAUGGAAAGCAAUUCGAGAUAGUCUGCUCUUUAUCUAGGGAUUUGGUUCACAAUGCUGAUGGUUGGAAAUCAAGACUGAGAUCCAGGCGCAGGAAUGAAAGCUUUGUUUUGAGACGGAAAGGGGUGACUUCACCAGCAUUUAGUAGGAAGCUUAGUGAGAACUCGGGAAAGUUCAAAGGCAAAUCAAUUGAGGAUAAUGAACUGUUUAAUGACAGACAAGUAGGGAAGGUAUGUGGAAAAUUGACUAUAUUUAAGUCAAAGAGACCUGGAAGAGUUAAGGCAUCAAGUGCUUUUGAGAAACAAGGCAUUGAUUUGAGCGGUAGUUUCGAGGGUGAUGAAUUGAAUAAUGCAGAAGAGAGACAAAUGAGUGAAGAUGACGAUACACUGAUACUUAAAAAUGAUGCGCUUGAAGAAGAGGAAAAAAUCAUUAACAGCGACGAGGCACUUGAAGAAGUGAAUAAAGAGAAUUUUCCAUUUGACAGUGAAAGGAAUAAGGCAGUAAAGGGUGCAAGUGUACCUUCACCAACUGUCAAUAUUGAGGAUGAAGUAGAAAUGUGUUCACAUGCUAAGCAAUGCACAGGGUCAGAUCAUAUAAAGCUCAUGGAUCAGGGUAUGCCCAUAGAAUGGCGUGUCGGCAUUGAGUCAGGAGACAAAGGAAAUGAUCUAGAAAUUGGCUUGGCCACUCAUGAUGAAAAUGAAAAUUGUAAUGCUAGUGACGUGAGAAGUAAACAUCCGAAAGUAGGAUAUGAUGAAAAGACAAAAGAUGCAGUAGAUGGUGUUAUCUUCUACAAAAGAAAGGACAAGAGGUCCUGUGAUAGACCUCCAGGAAACCAUAGGAUGAUUGAUGCUUCAAGAAAGCUGAAGAUUAAAGUUGGAAGACGUUGUGGCUUGUGUGGAGGAGCUACUGAUGGAAAACCUCCCAGAAAACUAGUGCAAUAUGUGGCUCAAAGUGAUAAUGAAGCACAUAGUGAGUCUUCUGCUUCUGAGGAACCUAAUUAUGAUGAAUGGGAUGGAUUCGGUGAUGAACCUACCUGGCUUGGACGCCUACUGGGCCCCGUAAAUGACCGUUUUGGUAUUGCUGGAGUUUGGAUUCAUCAGCAAUGUGCUGUAUGGAGUCCAGAGUUUGACCCAACAAGUUUGCCAUAACCUGAAUGUUGAAGGAUCUCUCUGCAGUGGCUCAUCUUUUCUUUGGGUAU
Molecule: messenger RNA, 1859 nt
Organism: Cuscuta campestris
Lineage: Eukaryota; Viridiplantae; Streptophyta; Magnoliopsida; Solanales; Convolvulaceae
Source: the annotation of a GenBank genome assembly